AUGGACCGCUUCCUGGGUUUCGUCAAGCAAAUAAGGAGAUCUAGGAGAAGAAAGGGGAAAAAGUACCGGCCAGAAGAAGACUACCACGAGGGCUAUGAGGAUGUCUAUUAUUACGCUUCAGAGCAUUUUCGAAAUGAGAGUCCCUACACUAAAUCCGCCAGCCAGACAAAGCCGCCUGAUGGAGCAUUGGCUGUGAGGAGACAGAGCAUCCCAGAGGAAUUCAAGGGCUCCACCGUGGUUGAGCUGAUGAAGAAGGAAGGCACCACCCUCGGACUGACAGUGUCGGGCGGCGUUGACAAGGACGGCAAGCCAAGAGUAUCUAACCUGCGGCAAGGAGGGAUUGCUGCUAGAAGUGAUCAACUGGACGUAGGUGACUACAUCAAAGCUGUGAAUGGGAUCAACCUGGCCAAAUUCCGUCAUGACGAGAUCAUCAGUUUGCUGAAGAAUGUUGGGGAAAGAGUGGUUCUUGAAGUCGAGUAUGAGCUGCCGCCAGUCUCUGUCCAAGGAUCAAGUGUUAUUUUCCGAACAGUGGAGGUCACAUUACAUAAAGAAGGCAAUACCUUUGGUUUUGUAAUACGAGGGGGAGCGCAUGAUGAUAGAAAUAAAUCUCGUCCCGUUGUGAUAACAUGUGUUCGUCCUGGAGGGCCUGCUGACAGAGAGGGCACAAUCAAACCUGGCGAUAGGUUGCUCAGUGUGGAUGGAAUUCGCCUUCUGGGAACCACGCAUGCUGAAGCCAUGAGUAUUCUCAAACAGUGUGGACAAGAAGCAACGCUGCUGAUAGAAUACGAUGUCUCCGUAAUGGACUCUGUGGCAACAGCAUCCGGGCCAUUACUAGUUGAAGUUGCCAAAACUCCUGGUGCCAGCCUUGGGGUUGCCCUUACUACCUCGAUGUGCUGUAACAAACAGGUCAUUGUCAUAGACAAAAUUAAAUCUGCAAGCAUUGCAGACAGAUGCGGUGCACUGCACGUGGGGGACCACAUCCUGUCCAUCGAUGGGACCAGCAUGGAGUACUGCACGCUGGCGGAAGCCACCCAGUUCCUGGCGAACACCACGGACCAGGUCAAGCUGGAGAUCCUUCCUCAUCAUCAGACCCGCCUGGCUCUGAAGGGACCCGACCACGUGAAAAUUCAGAGGAGCGACAGGCAACCUACCUGGGAUUCCUGGGCCAGCAGCCACUGCAGCCUGCACACCCACCGUCACUAUAACACGCUCCGCCCUGACCAUUGCCGAGUGCCUGCCCUGACAUUCCCGAAAGCGCCUCCUCCCAACAGCCCUCCAGCUUUGGUGUCUUCAUCCUUCUCUCCUACCUCCAUGAGUGCAUACAGCCUGAGCUCCCUGAACAUGGGGACUUUACCUCGCAGCCUCUACUCCACCAGUCCACGUGGAACCAUGAUGAGAAGGAGACUGAAAAAGAAAGACUUCAAAAGCUCACUGUCUUUAGCCUCCAGCACCGUGGGCUUGGCUGGGCAGGUGGUUCACACAGAAACCACAGAGGUUGUGCUGACAGCAGACCCUGUCACAGGAUUUGGGAUCCAACUGCAGGGCAGUGUGUUUGCCACUGAGACUCUCUCCUCGCCACCUCUCAUAUCCUACAUUGAAGCCGACAGCCCAGCAGAGAGAUGUGGGGUACUACAGAUUGGAGACAGAGUGAUGGCCAUUAAUGGAAUUCCAACUGAGGAUAGCACCUUCGAGGAAGCCAAUCAGCUCCUCCGAGACUCUUCAAUCACAAGCAAGGUCACACUGGAAAUCGAGUUUGAUGUUGCAGAGUCUGUCAUCCCAAGUAGUGGAACAUUUCAUGUAAAGCUCCCUAAGAAGCACAAUGUGGAACUUGGAAUAACCAUAAGUUCACCCUCCAGUAGAAAACCAGGGGAUCCCCUUGUCAUUUCAGAUAUCAAAAAAGGCAGCGUGGCACACAGAACUGGAACCCUGGAACUUGGGGAUAAAUUACUUGCAAUAGAUAACAUUCGGCUGGACAACUGUUCCAUGGAAGAUGCAGUUCAGAUCCUCCAGCAGUGCGAAGACCUGGUGAAGCUCAAAAUCCGCAAAGAUGAAGAUAACUCAGAUGAACAAGAAAGUUCCGGAGCAAUUAUUUACACCGUGGAGCUUAAGCGCUAUGGGGGGCCCCUUGGCAUCACGAUUUCAGGAACUGAAGAGCCAUUUGAUCCUAUAAUCAUUUCAAGCCUCACUAAAGGGGGAUUAGCUGAAAGAACUGGCGCAAUCCACAUCGGAGACCGAAUCCUAGCCAUCAACAGCAGCAGCCUGAAAGGGAAGCCUCUGAGUGAAGCCAUCCAUUUGUUACAGAUGGCAGGAGAGACUGUCACCUUGAAAAUUAAGAAACAGACAGAUGCUCAGUCAGCAUCAAGUCCCAAGAAAUUCCCCAUUCCCAGCCACUUGAGUGACCUGGGAGAUGUCGAGGAGGACCCCUCUCCCUCACAGAAGUCCGGCAAACUCACCGACAUGUACCCCUCCACCGUGCCCAGUGUGGACAGUGCUGUGGACUCGUGGGAUGGCUCUGGGAUCGAUGCCAGCUAUGGCAAUCAAGGCACCAGCUUUCAGGCCUCAGGAUACAACUUCAACACCUAUGACUGGAGGAGUUCGAAGCCGAGGGGUAGCUUGUCCCCAGUCACUAAGCCUCGAAGCCAGACUUACCCAGAUGUAGGGCUGAGUAAUGAAGACUGGGACCGGUCCACAGUCAGUGGUUUUACAGGGGCUCCUGACAGUACCGAGGCAGAGCAAGAGGAAAACUUCUGGUCCCAAGCACUGGAAGAUUUGGAAACCUGUGGGCAGUCAGGAAUUCUGAGAGAGCUUGAGGAGAAAGCUGACAGGCGUGUGUCUUUGAGAAACAUGACUCUCUUGGCAACAAUCAUGUCGGGGAGCACGAUGAGUUUGAAUCAUGAGGCCCCAACACCUCGCAGUCAGCUGGGCAGACAGGCCAGCUUCCAGGAACGGAGCAGCUCCCGGCCGCACUAUAGCCAAACAACUCGGAGCAACACCCUGCCCUCAGAGGUGGGCAGGAAGUCCGUCCCCCUAAGGAAAAUGAAACAAGACAUAAAGGAGAUCGUGUCCCCAACUCCUGUGGAGCUGCAUAAGGUGACCUUGUACAAAAGCUCUGACAUGGAGGACUUUGGGUUCAGUGUAGCAGACGGCCUGCUGGAGAAAGGAGUGUAUGUCAAAAAUAUUCGCCCUGCUGGGCCAGGAGAUCUUGGUGGUUUAAAGCCUUAUGACAGGCUCUUACAGGUUAAUCAUGUCCGAACGAGAGACUUUGACUGCUGCCUCGUUGUGCCCCUCAUCGCAGAAUCGGGUAAUAAGCUGGACCUGGUUAUUAGCAGAAACCCACUGGCUUCACAGAAAUCCAUAGAACAGACUCUACCAGGAGAAUGGAGUGAACAGAACAGCGCUUUUUUCCAGCAGCCUAGCCAUGGUAGUAAUCUGGAGAUUCGAGAACCAACUAAUACCUUAUAGCAACGCUUUUUAUAAA
Pteronotus mesoamericanus is the source of this 3478-nucleotide messenger RNA. RefSeq names its product glutamate receptor interacting protein 1 (gene GRIP1). The transcript has 25 exons. Gene Ontology annotation, biological process: neurotransmitter receptor transport, endosome to postsynaptic membrane. The coding region runs from base 1 to 3462 and encodes 1153 amino acids. Gene Ontology annotation, molecular function: protein binding. The record is from RefSeq and is a predicted model, not a curated record. NCBI's taxonomy places the organism in Eukaryota, Metazoa, Chordata, Mammalia, Chiroptera, Mormoopidae.